AUGGAUCCAUCACCAAUCGAUUACGUUCCAAGUGAACACCAAAGAAGGUGCAUCCAAAGAAUGUUGCAAACGAAAGACAAGCGUAGCAUCGUUGAACGUCUUCUUGCUUGGAUGAUACACUUUGCUUUCCAGGACGCGCUACAACAUGUUUAUAUUACGAACAACAACAACCACGACAACAACGGAGAUCCUUUUUCGGGUCCGGACGUGCUGGGCCCACUCCGAUUGUACAACACUUUCAACAAUGACGACCUGGACUGCCUUGCUUCAUUAGCAGAAGUACCACUUCCUACCAUCGAACGAUGGAUUGAUGAGAGUGGAGCUUCUUCGACGGGAACGCGACCGUUGUUGAACAAUAUCAAAGCUCAUCUUCCCCCCCCCGCAGCGAAUCAAUCUUUAAUCUCCAAGCGAUCUGAAUCUGCUGGUCUAUUCGCUCCCUUCGCUCCACGACCACCGAUCACAAAACCUCCACCUCGAAACAAAAUCAAGGUCAACAAGGGAUACUUUGGAAAGGAUUGCAAGAUAUGUUUCAUGAAGGGCUUUGAAACCAAGUCCAUGACGCAGUUAUAUACACACUUCGUAGAGAAGCACUCAGGAGAAUACAACGUACAAUCUGCGCCGGAAGAUCCAUCUGACCGUUAUCGAUGCUGCCAGACUGAUUUCAAAAACGUCUCCUCUUGGGGAGACCAUGCUGUAGUAAGCCACUGCCAUAUCGCAGAGGUAUCUGCGUCAGCAACGCUUGGUCGCAUCCAAUCACCCUCCAUUUUCCAAGGUUCGCCGACUCCUGGGUCGAACACAAGCCUAGGCAUUGGGACUAGUCCUUAUCAAGGCACCCCCAGCUCUGGUGCGACCAUGAAUACCGACUCCUCAAGUACAGGAUCGCAACGUCAUUCUGGCGUGUCGGGCUCUUACGAAGGAUAUGCGAUCCCCUUCGACACACCCGGGCCCUUCGAGAACGCUCUAGGACCCACGAGCCAGCCACAUGUUCAUGCUGAGCCACCCCAUCUUCCCCAGACAUCAACGCCGAGCAUAACACCUAGUAGCUUGCCUCAUGAGCAGUUUGUUCCUGUAGCGGACAUAUACGGUAAUACUCUCAUCGAUUGCUCUGGCAAUACGAUCGUCCGCGAGUAUGGAGGACAGCAGGCUUUCGCACGAGAUUUGGCAGGCAAUUUUGUCCCCGUCUCCCAUGAGCAGCCGCUCUAUGCAUGUUCAGGCUCUGGCGACAUCUUCACCUACCGUUACGGCAUCGACAUGGUUUAG
Molecule: messenger RNA, 1260 nt
Organism: Alternaria atra
Lineage: Eukaryota; Fungi; Ascomycota; Dothideomycetes; Pleosporales; Pleosporaceae
Exons: 2
Coding region: 1-1260 (419 amino acids)
Source: RefSeq, a predicted model, not a curated record